GCUCGCCUCUCACCAGACCCGGUGUUGUCAGUGUGCCAGUGUAGUGUGUGGUUUUGCUUCGUCGCCUCUGGUGGGCUGAUUAAUUUCUAAUCCUUUCAUAUAAUAUUUUUUACACCAUGCCGGAGAAACCACCUUCUGCCAUCAAGGACUUCUUGGCGGGCGGUUUUGGCGGGGCGUGCACGGUGGUGGUGGGGCACCCACUCGACACUAUUAAGGUUCGACUACAAACUCAACCUAUUCCAGAGCCGGGUAAAAAAGCACUGUACUCAGGAACGUGGGAUUGUGCUCUAAAAACAAUUCGAAAUGAAGGUUUCUUUGGUCUUUACAAAGGCAUGGCUGCUCCGCUGAUUGGAGUUACACCAAUGUUUGCCAUUUGCUUCUUGGGCUUUGGCAUUGGUAAGAAACUACAACAGACGUCACCUGACCAGAAACUAACAGCAGUUCAACUUUUCAAUGCUGGGAUGCUGUCAGGAGUGUUCACCACUGCCAUCAUGACUCCAGGGGAAAGGAUCAAGUGUCUACUACAAGUACAAGCAGCUGGUACAGGUCCAACAUUAUAUAAAGGCCCCAUUGAUGUAGUAAAGGUCUUAUACAGAGAGGGAGGAAUUCGUAGUAUUUAUAAAGGCACCUGUGCUACACUUUUACGAGAUGUACCAGCAUCUGGUAUGUAUUUUAUGACAUAUGAAUGGCUGAAACGAGCACUGGCUCCUGAGGGUAAAGAAGGAGAGCUAAGUCCCCUGCGAACCAUUGUUGCCGGUGGAUUUGCUGGCAUGUUCAACUGGCUUGUGGCUAUUGGACCUGAUGUUCUCAAGAGUAGACUGCAGACUGCUCCCGAGGGCAAGUAUCCAAAUGGUAUCCGCAGUGUGUUUAUGGAUAUCAUUCGCACAGAAGGUCCACGUGCAUUGUUCAAGGGAGCAGCUCCAGUAAUGAUACGAGCCUUCCCCGCCAAUGCUGCCUGCUUCUUAGGCUAUGAAGUAGCUAUUAAGUUCCUCAAUAUUAUUGCCCCAAACAUGUAGGUGGUAACAGCACUCUCAUGUGUUGUGUUUGAAAAAAUCAUAUAGUUGACUAAGCCUUGAGAUGGCUUAGUAUACAGAUAGUGACUUUCGAAAUUUAGUAUAAAAUGGAGGUGACAAUUGUUCCAUCUCUCUCUCAUAGUUAUAAUAUAAGAGCUAGUGAUUAUGUUCAGGAAUGAAAUAAAUUAGAAUAGUAGGUGUCUUGCAGAUGUUGUUUUUUGAAAGAUUAAUAAUGAACAGUUAGGUAAAUGUGAUAUCCCACAACUGCCAUGGUAGGCUAUUUAAAGUACUGUAACUUGUAAAUAUAAUGUAAGACUGAAAUAAAUUUUUAUACUGAGGAGUUUACACUAGCCUUAUGAACACUUGAAAAUAACUGCAGUAAAUUUUUAUGGAUAUCCCAUUACUGCUUUGAUGUCAAGUGCAAUAGGUUUGUGUUUUAAGUUAAAACAGUGAAUUUAUGCCAAUAUAUUUUCUUAAUACAGUACUGUACAUUAUCAAGAUAAAAGUAUAUUUGUCUGUUAAUUAAUCUUUCAUUUCACUUGAGAUAUACAGUACAUAAUAAAAACUUCUGUUGCACCUUAGAUAAUUACCAAUAUCUCAGGGAACAUCUACAGUGGUCCUCAGUAAUCUGAUCUGUGCUUUUUAAUUCAAAUACAAAACAAACCAUUUUUUUUAAAUGUUCUAGCAAAUUAUAUACAAGUAUAAUUAGGAAUCAGACAUUUUUGAGUAUACUUAUUUUAAUUAACUGUCACAUGCAUUUAUGUAUAAAGAGCUUAGAUGCACUCAAUGCACUUAGUACACACUGUGAUGCACAUUGAUCUGUAUUUUGUUAUCCAAAUGUAGAUACUGUACACAAGCUGAAACAUUAUCCCUCCACCAAAUGCCUUGUAGUUCUUUUGAAACUGGCAUGUUGUUAUAUGCCUAAAUCAUUUCCUAUUGACCAAACUAAUAUGUUUUAUAGAGCAGCUGAAUCAAAUUAUACCCUUGGACAUCAAGAAGCCUAAUUUGUCAGGUAAUGGACGAAUUACGGUAAUGUACAGUACAUACGGAACAUCGUGUCAGAAGCUUUUGGGCAUGUUUGAAUAAGUAAAUCUUGUAGUAGCUUGUACAGUAAUAAUGAUAAAAGUGAAAGUGAGAAACAAAAAGAAAAUUGUGCACCAGUUUAGUAUAGUUAAAUAAGCAAUGCAUGGAAAGGUUAAUAAAAAAUUAAAUUAAAGAUAAGAAAGCUAAAAUUGUGUGACUGAAGAUAAAAAUGGAUUUAGGAAGUCAGGAACUUGGGAAAGUAUCUUUGGUGUGAGAAUUUUAGGGUUUAGAGGUUCAGGUAAAAUGGGUAAAAGUGAGGCUAAGGAAAGCAGAGACCGGAAUUGAUGUAUUUAUAUACCUGUAUUAAAUAUGAAGCUGAGAGAUGCAAAAUUGGGAGGAAUGGUAAAGGCAUGAGAAGUUCCUUGAUUGAAGUACUCUAUGCUUAUGGACACAGUUGUUCCAAGUUAAGUUUUUGGAUAUCAAGGUAGAUGUUAACUUCUAAAUCAUCACACAAGUUGUAGUGCAAAAGUGAGUGUGGUGUUAGGUCUUGUUUGGAAUUACUGCUGUUUCAAGCAGUUAUUAACAAUGCAAUUAAGUUAAUGAACCUUCUACUGUAUGUAAGAUAAGGAAUCCUUAAAAACUUUAAUUUUAAAUGAUUAGUUUCUCUUUUGAUGUUUGUUACAAAAAAAGAGGUGUGGAGCUGGUCAAUAGCUCUUAGUUUAAAUAUAUUAAUUGACUAAGCUCUACAUAUCAAUACAGCAACAAACAUGUGAUGAUAUUUUUGCUAAAGAAUCCUCCUUUGUUUGGUUUAUGUCAUGCAUUAUAAAUAUCUACUUCCUCUGGUAACACCAAGUACAUUAUGCAAAGUACAAUGAUAUGCAUUUUACAAAGUUAAUUUAGGUGUUGACUACGUAAAGAAAUAUUAAAAAGACCUCAAAACAGUGGUGAAAGGAAAUUAAUAAUUAAUUUAAAUUUUGGCAUACAUUAGAAUGAGGAACACAAUUGCCAAGUUGAUUUGACCAAGUUAAGGAAACCUUAAAUGGAAUGAGAAGGCAACGGUGAAACCUUUUUUGCCGACUCUUAUACAGUACCGAGGCAGAUCCUUUAUGGACUCCGCAUUUUUUAUUUUUACCCAUUAAAACUCAGACAACGAUAAAGAAAUAUUUGUAUGUUGCAAUAUUUGUAUAAAUUUAAUUUUGAACUGCUUAUGAAGGCCCUCUUGCAAUUGUUUAUAUUUCUUAAAAUUUUAAUAAGAACCAAAUAAAAGAUGUGUUGAUUGAA
Molecule: messenger RNA, 3317 nt
Organism: Homarus americanus (American lobster)
Lineage: Eukaryota; Metazoa; Arthropoda; Malacostraca; Decapoda; Nephropidae
Gene: colt
Product: mitochondrial carnitine/acylcarnitine carrier protein-like
Exons: 6
Coding region: 117-1016 (299 amino acids)
Biological process (GO): carnitine transmembrane transport; mitochondrial transport
Cellular component (GO): mitochondrial envelope
Molecular function (GO): O-acyl-L-carnitine transmembrane transporter activity
Source: RefSeq, a predicted model, not a curated record